Messenger RNA from Perca flavescens (yellow perch), 808 nucleotides. It is a transcript of the gene aifm2, whose product is annotated as AIF family member 2. Lineage: Eukaryota; Metazoa; Chordata; Actinopteri; Perciformes; Percidae. Gene Ontology annotation, cellular component: cytoplasm; mitochondrion. Gene Ontology annotation, molecular function: flavin adenine dinucleotide binding; electron-transferring-flavoprotein dehydrogenase activity. The record is from RefSeq and is a predicted model, not a curated record. Gene Ontology annotation, biological process: apoptotic mitochondrial changes; positive regulation of apoptotic process.
GCUGUGAUUGGCGGAGAGCUUGGUUCGUCAGAGGGGCGUUCAGAGGAGCAGGAAACAGAAACAGUAGAAGCCGUGAAUCAGAAGGGCUUUAAACUUUAGAAACGAUCAGAGAUUCAAUCAAUCAAACAUUUCUACCUUCUUCAACAGAGAGAGAGAGAGAGAGAUGGGGGGUCAGGUGUCUUCGUUGGAUGGGGUCCAUGUGGUAAUAGUUGGGGGGGGAUUUGGUGGCAUCGCCGCCGCUAAGCAGCUGAAAUCUCAACGAAUCAGCUUCACUCUGAUCGACCUGAGAGACUCUUUCCAUCACAACGUGGCGGCGCUCCGAGCCGCCGUCAAGCCCGGCUUUGCCGUGAGGACGUUCAUCCCGUACGGCGAGACGUUCGGAGACAGCUUCGUUCAGGGGACAGUUGAGAGAGUCGACACGGAGAGACAGACAGUCAUCCUGCAGGGAGGGAGGGAGAUUGUGUACUCUCACCUGAUCCUGUGUACCGGACACGGAGUGUUUCCGCCAAGUUCAACAGCCGUGUCCUAUCAGACGGCCGUCCAGACAUACGAGGACUUCAUCACCCAGGUGCAGGCUGCAGCCUCUAUCUUGGUGGUAGGUGGAGGCUCUACCGGUGUGGAGAUGGCUGCUGAGAUUAAGACCGAGUAUCCAGACAAGAAGGUGGUUCUGGUCCACUCCAGAAUCGGGCUUUGUGACCCGGAGCUUCUGCCCAGCGUCAGACAGGAAGCCAAAGAAGUUCUACUGGGGAAAGGGGUGGAGCUACUGCUGGGUACACACACACACACACACACACACAAGAAGAUGUAG